This is a messenger RNA of Rhipicephalus microplus (southern cattle tick), 422 nucleotides long. RefSeq lists its product as uncharacterized. Lineage: Eukaryota; Metazoa; Arthropoda; Arachnida; Ixodida; Ixodidae. The record is from RefSeq and is a predicted model, not a curated record.
GGAGACAACCCGGACGACAACUUGCGUGUGCGCACACGAACUGACUCGGAGGCGCAGUGACGACCCCUGUCGACAUGAGAACCCUGUAUUACGUUAUUCUCUUCUGUAUGAUUGCGUCAACUGUCAUGGCUGGCUUCGGAUACGGGCUCGGAUAUGGGCUUGGUGGCUAUGGACUUGGCUACGGGCUUGGCUAUGGCCUCGGAGGAUAUGGACUUGGAGGAUACGGACUUGGAGGAUAUGGCUUGGGCUAUGGUCGUGGCUACGGUCUAGGAUAUGGUGGCUACGGGCUUGGCUACGGAGGAUACGGAGGAUAUGGACGGUUGGGCUACGGACGUGGAUAUUACUACGGAAGAUAGUCGUUCAACUCAACUGCCUAACCGUGUACAUUUCUAAGUAAAAAUACAUAAUAUAUCACUUUAUCA